CAGGCGGUCAUCUCCACCGACUGCCGUGCCGUGCUCCCGGAGAGUCUGAACGGGUUUCAUGGAUUCAUCACUAUCCCAACCAUACAUGUAAUCCUUUGCACGGAAGAAUCGUCGAGCGAUGGCAUCAUAACAGAAGUGAUGAUGCCGAUGGAGCCCGUCGAGGAGUUGAUUGAGAGUUGGGGUGGGUGUGCCCGUGGCUGCAGGGAAUCGUGGCCUGGAGCUCCGGGGAAGUUCAAGUUGCAGGCUGCACUGCAUCCUUGCGACCGUGACCUGCGCGCGUUGGCCUCGCAACCGCUGUCUCCCUCCCGCCCAAACAAAGAAAAUGUUGCCUGCGCUGCACCAUCUUCAAGUGGACGCGAUGCCCGCCUGGUCUCCGUGUCUACGACGCCAACUCCAGCUUGAAGUCGAAGACUGCCGUCGGUAUAAGUUGAUUUCUGACUCUAAUAUCACUUGUGGAUUACUAUUGUUAUCAUCUCCAGCGUUCGACAACCCUACGAUCACUUACUCCCAUCAACUGAAGCCCAUCAUCGUAUCUUCCUCUGCCCACCUUGCCGCAACCCCUCGGCAACCCCUUAGACGCUGAAAACCUACCGACGCUGCUCCUAUCCAUGGUCUCUCGGUAAUCAGCCUGAAUGCUCAAUUAUCUACUAUGUUUCACAAACGCAGCAGUUUAGGCGGAAGAAAGGUGUCGCCGCCUCAGCCGACAUGCAUGACCGCCGAGCAAAAGUCAACAUAUCUUGAAAGCCUACGAAGUUAUCGGCCUGCACGACCAACAGGUUCUCGUCCACCUCCGUUUCCCUCCAAAACCCAUGCCACAUCAGUCUCGCAAACCAGCCUGAUACGCUCCGAUUCUGCCCCGAGUGUGGGCUUUUCCGACAGUGAGAGCCAAAGAGAUGGAAACACCAUCGACAGUGAACACCAGCCAGCCGUGCACAAAUCGGUUUCCUUCUCCUCCACGUCAUCGUCCCUCAGAUCUAGACCACUAGCACGGCCCCCCCAUAGCGAGCUGCCUGUUGUAAAGGGCAGAAAGGUCUCUCCCACAGCCAUUGUACAGAUCCCACACUCAACCGACGACAACACGUAUGUCGAAUCAUCCACACGAAAGUUAGAGAAGGAAGAGGCCCACAGUCUUCGAGAAGCACUGGAGUUGAUUGACCACAAGGAUGACGAAAGACGCAUCUACGAGGCCGCUCAAAACGAAGCCUCUGAUCUUGUCUGGAAACACCAAAACCCAAGAGCAGCCGAGGAGGAGAAGACUGCCGCCUAUGGAAACCCUGAUCUGAAGAUGAGAAAACGAAGCAGUGGAUUCCGACAAGCCAGUGGCACUCGAAAGGUCUCGUUUCCCAACCCUGAAAGUCAGAUAUACGAGGAGCCUGAACAAAAGUCGGAACCCUCCAACGCCUCGGUCAAACCUCCGAGUACCACAAUGCCUCUGAGGGUCAAGUCUCGGAAUACACUCCCUUGGCUGCGGAGGAAGGUUUCUGACAAGACAGAAGCCGCUCCCCUUCCAGAUGCUCCGAAAAUCGAUCGAUUUGAAAUCCACAAGAACCCCCCCAGUCAGUCACAUAAUGCAGGAUACAGAGCCAAUACACCUCCCCCACCGCCAGUCAUUGACGUGAUCGAGGAGGUGGAUACGCCAAAGUCAAAGGGAUCGCUAGAGAUCAGAAGUGAAGAAAUACGAGCAGCCACGAGCAUGAAGAGGAAGGACCGAAGUCCUAAUCUGCCGACGCCCACUGCCGUCAGCGACCAGGUCGGCCGACCCAUUGUCAGUUUCAAUCCAGCAUGGAAGCCGGCUGGUGACUCGCCCAGGGCAAGUCGGGAAAUGGACAGGCCGGUCAUCAAUUUCACCGAGUCCCCCACGACUGCCAGAGUCAGCGAGAGGCCUUUGCCUAAACCUAUGCCCAACGUUUCUGAAGUGACGACUGUCUCUGCCCCUACAGUUCCAACAAUCAAUCUUCCAGAUGAUGAACCAUCUCAAUCACCAAAUCCAGCAGUUCCUUCGUUGACGUUGUCAGCCCCAGCGGUGCCAACAAUAAACCUCCCGGACGAUGAACCGCAAAUUCCUGUAAUCAGCAUAAAUGACGACUCACCACGCCAGCCGUCGGUGCCGACAAUCAACGUACAGGGGGAGAUCAAACGACCAACGAGACCACUCCCCCAGCCCUCCUCGGCGAGUAGUGCUGUCAAACCUACAGUCCAAAAGAGUUCAUCCGGCCGUCUACCCUGGCUCUCUCGCCAUGCGAUGCCCACAGUAUCAUGCUCAAGCUGUGCACUACCCAUCUCAGGUCGCAUCGUCACCGCAUCCGGCUCGAGCACCAGCAGUCUCAAAGCCCGCUUUCACCCAGAAUGCUUCUCCUGCUACCACUGCUCAACACUACUGGAAUGCGUGUCCUUUUAUCCGGAGCCAGACGAGCGACGACUUGAACGCCUUCGAAGCAUGGGCAUCGACGACCCCAACUCGGCCGAAGCAGCCAACGACCCGCUCCGGUUCUACUGUCACUUGGAUUUCCACGAAUUCUUCUCCCCGCGCUGCCGGUCCUGCAAGACCCCGAUUGAAGGCGAAGUCAUUGUGGCCGCCGGCGCCGAAUGGCACGUCGGCCACUUCUUCUGCGCCGAAUGCGGCGACCCCUUCGACAGCACCACGCCCUUUGUCGAGCGCGACAACUACGCGUACUGUGUCUCGUGCCAUACGAAGCGCACCUCCGCCCGCUGUCGAGAAUGUAAACAACAAAUCUUGGAUGAGUUGACCGUCGAGGCCCUGGGCGGCAAGUACCAUGAACGCUGCUUCGUCUGUUUCGAAUGCGGUGGUGGAUUUGGCGACGAGGGGCGCUUCUUCGUCCGCGACGUCGACGUCAAACCUACUGAUAAGGAGCUGCGCAAGGGUAUCACCCGCAAGUUUGAGGAGAAGCCCGUCUGUGGACCUUGCGAGGAGAGACGGCUGAAGGCCUGGUAGUGACUAUUAGUAGUCGUGGUGGUGGUUCUAUCCUACCUACAGUAAGGUAACUGACAAACCUACCUGAGAUCUGUGUAAUGUGAUUGAUGUACUACUGUAACGUCAAAUUUAUCAAGAUAAUACAGCGAAACCUGGCGUAUGAAUGAAGGAACGAGACUUGUUAAUAAAUUGGUAUUGUACUACUCUAGUACAUUAUCGGACGAGUUGACCUGGCGAUAUGCAUUUGGGAUUGGGUUCGGGUUCGGGUUCGGGUCGGGAUAGGCGCAAUCAAAGAAUGUUCUGUUCACUUUUACAAUAUAGUUGUUCUACAAUCAAUAUGUAGAAGUAAGUCAGGGCUUGAAUGCUUGCUUGC
Molecule: messenger RNA, 3305 nt
Organism: Exophiala dermatitidis NIH/UT8656
Lineage: Eukaryota; Fungi; Ascomycota; Eurotiomycetes; Chaetothyriales; Herpotrichiellaceae
Product: paxillin
Exons: 2
Coding region: 650-2953 (767 amino acids)
Source: RefSeq, a predicted model, not a curated record